Molecule: messenger RNA, 754 nt
Organism: Stegostoma tigrinum
Lineage: Eukaryota; Metazoa; Chordata; Chondrichthyes; Orectolobiformes; Stegostomatidae
Gene: polr2j
Product: RNA polymerase II subunit J
Exons: 4
Coding region: 54-407 (117 amino acids)
Biological process (GO): transcription by RNA polymerase II
Cellular component (GO): RNA polymerase II, core complex
Molecular function (GO): DNA binding; protein dimerization activity
Source: RefSeq, a predicted model, not a curated record
GUGAGUGUGAUAAUCACUCUUGCUGCUCGUGGUGUCUGUUUGUUUGUUCCGGGAUGAACGCGCCGCCGGCUUUCGAGAGCUUUCUGCUUUUCGAGGGAGAGAAGAAGAUAACCAUAAUAAAAGACACAAAAGUGCCAAAUGCCUGCUUGUUCACCAUUAACAAGGAGGACCACACCCUGGGUAACACAAUCAGAUCGCAGCUGCUGAAAGAUCCUCAAGUGUUAUUCGCAGGUUACAAGGUGCCCCAUCCUCUUGAACACAAAAUUGUUAUUCGUGUGCAGACGACUCCUGACUACAGUCCACAAGAAGCCUUCACAAACGCCAUCACCGAUCUGAUCAGCGAACUGUCACUAUUGGAGGAACGGUUCCGAGUGGCCAUCAAAGAUAAACAAGAAGGAAUUGAAUAAGUUGCCAUAUUUUGAACAUCAACAUGCAGGUGGUUUCCUUUUAGGUCAGAUGACCCUUGUGUGUAAUAAAAGCAAAGUACUACAGAUGCUGGAAAUCUGGAAUGAGCAUGAAAAAUGCUCGAGAAACUCGAUCUGGCAGCAUCUGUGGAGAGAGAAGCAGAGUUAAGCGUUUAAUGUGAUUUCUUCAUAAGUGAAUUUCUGUGUAGUCAUACUGGAGUCAACAUUAAUUCUGCCUUUUUCUCUCUGUGUCUCUCUCUCCACUCCUUGUAUGCAUUUUUUUAAACAUUAGAUCAUUGUUUCAUCUGUGGUUUGCUGUAUAGGAAAAAAAUAAAGCUCUGACUCAAUUA